This is a messenger RNA of Branchiostoma floridae (Florida lancelet), 7376 nucleotides long. RefSeq lists its product as uncharacterized. Gene Ontology annotation, molecular function: DNA-binding transcription factor activity, RNA polymerase II-specific; RNA polymerase II transcription regulatory region sequence-specific DNA binding. The record is from RefSeq and is a predicted model, not a curated record. Gene Ontology annotation, biological process: regulation of transcription by RNA polymerase II. Gene Ontology annotation, cellular component: nucleus. Bases 435 to 7376 code for a protein of 2313 amino acids. NCBI's taxonomy places the organism in Eukaryota, Metazoa, Chordata, Leptocardii, Amphioxiformes, Branchiostomatidae. The transcript has 6 exons.
GUACAACACCUUAUAUUAAGAGUCAAAAGCGAAACAAAUUGACUUGUUAUUGGAAUCACUACAGGCGAUAGAUUGCGAUAAUGUGCUUUGUUACAUUGCUUUGCUAUCGGUUUGGUAAAAAUGGCGGCUGAAGUGUGAGAAAAAUCAUCGUAGAAAUCUCAAGGUUUGUUUUGAAGACAAAGACCCAUCGGUACUUUGGCUGCUAGGUUGGGAAGGAAUCAGGUGAUCAACAGUUACAAGUGCAAGGCUUGGCAGAAGGUGUUUACAGGCUCCAUGUCAAUCCUUCUACAAGAUGCCAAGCAAGAAUACAUACUGGAAAUGCAUGUUGCAUUAAAGAAAAGCUGCUCUACUGUGUCAGGAACACAAUGUGUACAACUUAGAAAGUAAUGUAAUUGUUGACCAAACUGACCUUUGAUCAAAGGAACUCAGUAAAGAUGCCACCCACUCCUGGAACUUGUGGCAAAGCCAGAAGCUCCCAGUUGUCUUCACAAAAGAAAGGAGGUAAGCUCCAGAAGACCCUAACUAGUCCACAAUCCACUGGGAAGGUGAGGAAGUGCUCGUUGCGUCUUAGAAACCUGGAGAGCAGUCAGCCAAAGGAACAUGGGUGUUUCUCUGAGGUUCUCAAGUGCAUGGCAGAAGAUGUGAGGAGAGGUACAUCUAGUUCCAAGGGUGAAAAUCUGACCGAUGUGGCAAAUGGGUUGGACCAGUCAGAAAGAGCCAAAAGUUCUGAGCUGACUGAAAUAUCAAGGACCAGUAACAGGAAUGGUCAUGAACAGGAUCAUGUUGCCAACAAUAGAACAUCUCAGGUAUCUAACCAUGGGAACUUGAAAGCACGUACCAAAAAACUCUUGUCAAUGAGGGUUGCCUUAACUGAUGUAGAGCUGGGCUCUGCAGCAGACAAUACCCUUUUCAAGACAGGUGUGGAGAGGAAGAACGAUCUGUCUUCUGCCACUGACCUCACUGAUACACCCAGGAAGAGAAACACAAAUAUCAAGGGUUCAUUUCCAUAUACAGGCAUCGGCAGACCCUCUAAAUACAACAUACCAACAGUCUCCAUAAGCCCUGGGAAGGAAGGUGUUAACUCCAAUGUCAAUAAGACUGAUGGGAUGGAGUUUCAAACCUGCAAGAUUGCCAAGCUGCGGGGAAAUGGGUCAGCCAUAGAGUGGAUUCAAGUAGAUCUGACAGAGGCUAGUAUAAAUGACUACAUCAAAUCCAAGAAAGCAAAGCUGGCUGAAGAGGAGAAGAUGGCUUCUGGAGGCAGGAAGAAGGAGAAAACCUACUAUGUGACAGGAAACGUUGUUGAGAAUUCUACCAGGCAAGGGUGCAAUAAAAAAGUGGUUCCAAAGAACUCUAGUAAAACUAGCAAUUCAUUGUCAAUGGUCCAUGUGGUUGAUUUGGUUGAGAAUAGUAAUAAUAGAAAGAAACACCUCAGAUCUCAUAGUUCUGCAGCAGCCAGUGUGACCAACUGCCAAGGAGAUAAUUUGAAAGAGCAGACACCACUUCAGAAGAGCACUGUGUCAGAUAAUAUUGAUACUACAGUAGAAUCUAUAACACUUGAUGAUGAGGUUGAAAGCAAACCAAACAAUUGUAAGGGCCAGAACGUGUUCUACAAAGAAGAGCAGGAGCAGACUAGUGAAAUGGAGGCACACAACAAGGAAAUCCACCCAGAAGUCAGAGGACAACAUCGGAGUACGGCUGAAGUGGAGGGCCUGUCUGAAAUAAGUCAACAAAGGGACAAUAAAAAUCAAAAACACUCAGAAACAGUUGUCCAAGACCAGGCCUCGGAACAAGAUAAGGUAAACAGUGAAGAGGAACAGGUGCCUUUACAAAACAGUAAUACAGAAAACCACUCAGAAACAGUUCCUCAAGCCGUAGAGCAAAACCUGAUAAAAGAUUACGUGAAGGUCAAGCCUGAUAAAGACUUACAGCAACAUCAACAGACAGUGCAAAAGGAAGAAAUCACUAGAACAGAACAAUACUCAGAAACAGAUGGACAAGUUAGGCAAGUAACAUUUGAAGAUGAUGAUACUGCUAUAAUCAAUGAGCAAGAAACUACAGGGAAAGGAAGUCACUCAACAUCAGUUGUACAUGACAGGCAACAACAACAGGUAGCACUUGAAGAUGAUAACACUUCUAUAAUCAACGAGCAAGAAACUACAGGGAAAGGAAGUCACUCAACAUCAGUUGUACAUGACAGGCAACAACAACAGGUAGCACUUGAAGAUGAUAACACUUCUAUAAUCAACGAGCAAGAAACUACAGGGAAAGGAAGUCACUCAACAUCAGUUGUACAUGACAGGCAACAACAACAGGUAGCACUUGAAGAAGAUGGCACAGCUGUAACCAACCAGCAAGAAACAACUGGGAAUGAAACUGACCCCAAAACAUCUGCCCAAGUCAUGGAAGCAAAUCAGGUAGCGAGUGAAGAUGAAGACAUUCCAGGAAACCAAGGGCUAGAAACUCUUGUAGAAGCAAAGAGUUCAGAAAUGGCUGUUGAAGAUAAUCAGGAAAUAAAAGAAGAGAAAGAUGUGCCUGCUUUCUCCCAGCAGGAAAUGAACAUUGUAGAUCCUAGUUUGGAAGAGCCAUUAACAUGUGAUAGACAGAUAGAUUCAGCAAUGGUGGGACCUACUACUUACAAUGAGAAUGAGAAUGAUAGUGAUGCAACUGAUGUAUACAGCUUCACAGAAGACAACAGCACACAUGGGACAAAUGUUGAUUUGGGUGCACUGAAAACCAUGCCUGACCCAAUUCAACAUCACUCUGUGAAAGAUGGGCAAAUGCAAUCAACUGAUGUUGGUCAGUCUGUUCAAACUUUGUCAACAGAUACAAACAUAACUGUCCCAGAUUACGAACCAGGUGACGAAUAUGAGGAUGUUGAAACAGCAUCAGUGGACCCAACACCAACAGUUUCCGUCGCUAGCCAAGAACAAACUAUGAUAACAGAAGAAUCACAUCUGGAUGUCAGUGAAGAGGACACAAUGGUGAAGGAAGUGCCAUCUCUUGUAUUUGAAGAAACUUUUGUAUCUCAAGGAACAUCACCUCACCCAGAUGUAAAUGAAUUAGAAGAAUUACCACAAAUUUCACCAUGUUUGCCAACAGACUUGAGCCAAGGUGACAGGGAGUAUGAAGAAGCCUUACCCUAUACAUGUUCAGAUAUAACAAGCCAAACCCCAGAUGCCUCUGUAUUUGUAGGGGAAGCUCCGGACGUCACAAGCCAAAAUGAGAUUCAGGUCUCGGGAAGUGUGAAUAAAAUGACUCACAAUCCCCAAAAGCGGGGUCCAGGUCGACCAAGAAAAAUAAGAAAAGUUGAAAAACAGACAUUUCCAGGAAAAGAUGUCACAGUAGUGUCUUGCCCAAUGCUGCAGCCGAUAAACAUCCCCCCAAAACGGGGUCCAGGUAGACCAAGGAAGAUAGGAUUGCCGGCUAAAGAAAGACCAGCAUUGCCUGCUAAAGAUUAUCCAAUCAGGUCCAGAGUGAUUAAGCGAGGUCGGGGAAGACCAAGGAAGCACCCACGUCCUAGUGAACAUUCCCAUGUACCUGGUACCAACAAAAACAAAAUACCUCACAUCAACCAACAGCUGGGAACAUUGUCAAAAAAGAGGAAAGUUGAGGGGGGAGAGGACUUGCAAAGUGGUCACCCACCAGCAAAGAGAAGAAAGUUGAGACCACGCCAACCAGACAAGACAAAGGAUUGUCCCAGGGUAGAUAUGAAUCAGGCAACUAAAAGUUUGCAGCAAGGCAGCGAGGAAUCAGAGUGUUUGGAACCACCAGCUCAUGGCACUCGUAGAUCCAUAGAUGUUGCCUCUGAGGGAAAAAAUGGACCUGACAGCAUGUGUGAAAAAGACAAUAAAGAAAGGCCCAUUCUGGCACAUGAGGAAGAGCGGCGAAAAGAUGCCACUGUUCACCUGGUCAAAAGAAGAAGGGGAAGACCUCCUAAGGACACGGGCAAAGUUGCAUUCAUUUCAGAUGAAGGAGAGAGACAAAAGAGGACUGGUCACCUGGUUAAAAGAAGGGGAAGACCCCCCAAGGGUGUGAGCAAAGUUGGAGCCAUUUCAGAUAAUGGAGAAGGACAGAGGGAUACUAGUCUCCUGAUCCAAAGAAGAAGGGGAAGACCCCCCAGCAUCAUGGGCAAAGUUUCACCCACUUCAGAUAAAGGUGAAGGGCAGAAGACUGUAACUUCAGAUCCAUUGCAGGCAGUGCCCAAGAAAUACACCUUGUCAGUUAACCUAACUCGUAUCAAUCACCAACUUGAGGGGCACUUAAGCCCAACUAACUAUGCUAACAACAAGACAUGGAAUGAUGUGUCUGGAAAGAAAAGAAAGGCCAGGGAGUUGAUUGCAAGGAGCCUCAGACUAAGGAACCACAGAAAAAGGAGUGGGAGAAAAGAAGCUGACACCAAAAGUAUUCUGACACUCGAAAGUCUUAGGCAAAGUGCAGGAAGGAAAGAAGUGUCACCUCCCAUUCAGAAUGAGACACCAAAGAAGAAAGGCAAGUCACCCCUGAAGUGCAGAUAUUCAAUGGCCCUGCUGUCCUGUAGUCAGUGUGAUUUUGCCACCAUUGAAGAGAAAAAGAUGGAGCAACAUCGUGAGAAGACGGGCCACAUGGCUGCAAGCUCUGCUUCACUGGGGGAGAUGGAACAGGAGACACCAAACACAAUUGGGAGGGUGUACAAAUGCAGCAACUGUAGCUACAAGAACAAGAAGAAAUCCCAGGUGCUACGUCACAAGGCCAAAUGUGAUAAAAACCUUGUCCGUGUAUUGAGGCAGGUCCCUCAAAGCAGCAAAGAGGAAGACGUCCAAUCAUCUAUUGACAUAGAGAAAUCCAGUCAAUCUUAUUUGACGUGCAACAAAUGCCCCUUUAAGACCUUAUAUAAGCACAAUCUGAUGACCCACAAAGAGCACCAUAAUACCAGGUGCAAGCACAGACGCCUCACAUGUCAGCUGUGCUCCUACGGCUGCAAUCGCCAACGUAGAUUUCGGAAACACAUGCAGUUACAUAAGCAGGACAAAGCAGUUCCGGUAGAAUCUUCAGUGAGCAGGACAGUUGAGCAGGCUAAUAAUGUUCUUGAGAGUGACAAAACUGUUUCAACAGGAGAUGGAAAAGUUCCUGCCAGAAAUAGUGAUGUGUCAGAUGAUGAUGAAGAUGAUGAUGUUAAAGAAAAAUGUCCGCAUUGUCCCUUCGAAACACACGUCCCACUGUCUCUUGAACUGCACAUAAAGCAUCAUAAAGACAUUUGCCCCAACCUGCAAAUGCAGUGCAAGUUCUGCACUUUUGUUUGCAAGACAAAAACCCACCUGACAAGACACAUGAAGUUACACAAAGUGGCAACAGAACCACUAAGAGAAGAAAACCAUCUUGUCAAAAACUCUGGUGACGUGCAGAAGCAAGCCUUUUAUGCUUAUGACUUUGACCUUAACCAGGAAAACUGUCCAGAAAAGAUUGACGUACACGCUACAGUGACCAAACAAACUGAGGUGAGAGAGCAGCAUGUCUGUGUGAAAUGUACCAUGGUCUUCAGAUCCAGGUAUCGGCUCCUUGUACACAAAAUCCAGCAUGAAACAGGGACCUACCUACGCUGUGAAGAGUGCAAGUUUAGGACUAAAAAGCCCAAGAAGUAUCAGUUCUUGGCACAUCUAAACGCACACUUCAACAUGAAGCCGUACAAGUGUAAGUAUUGCCCUUACAGGGCAGGCUGCUACCAUACUGUCUUUAAGCACAUCCUGAAGUCCCACAACAACAAGAUGCAGCACUCCAGAUACAAGUGUAAUAAGUGCUCCUUCUCCUGCAAGGGCCUUGGUUGGCUGAAGCGUCAUCAGAAGCUGCAUCUUCAAGGGCACGUUGCUCCCACAGAGGGGAACAAAGAGGCGAAAUAUGACAUUGAAGUUGAGAACAUCAUUGUCUGUGGCAAGUACAAGCAGAAGAAGAUGAAAGGACAGGAUGAGAUUGUGUGCACAACGGAAGAUGUGAGCUCCACCACCAUCGUUUCACCACAGAAACAUGCUGGGAUCAGCUGCGUGAGGGAGGUCCAGAACACCACCGAUGGUAGUGUUGAGUUUUGGUUCCUGUGCAGAUUCUGUGGCAAGAUGCACCUAGAUCAGGAGUCUUGGUUUGCCCACGUCCAGCGCCACAUCAUCAGCAGUGCCUGGCAUCCCAAAAAUGCCUUAUCGUCCCAACCUGCUCAAAAAGAAGAGACCUUUCCAACAAUAGGAUGUCCUCGUAGUGGUCUACAUGUAUGCCCAGGUGAAGAGGUUGAGAACAGGCAGCAUCAUGUAGUGAUGGAAAAACAUAGGAUCACCGAUGGUCAGUCAGAGGAUGCUCUUGACAAAGCAGAAGAGUGCAGCGUUCAGGACAAUGUAGAUGCGACAGCAACACAGAAAUGUGGCGAUGGGAAGGAGUGGAGUAGCAAAACCUCCUUACAGGAAGACCUGGAGGAAACUGCUGAGUGCAGUGCUUCCUCGGAGAGAGGCAGAGAAGAAGAUGCUGAGGUGACAGGAGACCAACUAGUAAGAGUCGGCCUGAAUGCCACAGACUCAACUUUUCAUUGCAGACAGGAAUCAAACUCGUGUGGUCAUGGAUCUGCUCUGGACACAGACGAUGACUCCGAUCUUCCCCCAUUACUCAAGACCACCAACGAGCUGGAACUGGCCUUUGUGUUCCCGCCAGACAAACAAGCAGAACUCAUCAGAGAACAUCUAGUUCAAUAUGAGACAUCAAGUAUUGGGUCAGCGGACAAUCCUGUUCCAAGUCUACAAGAGAUUAAACCAGAAGGUCAGGAGGAACCCAUCUACUUAUCACAGUGUGAUUACGCUAGUAGUUCAGGAUCCAUGUUAGGCAGUAGUGAAGAUAGGCUAUCGUCGGUAGGAAAUCUGACUGCAGACCAGAAAGAGGCUGGACCAGAUUUAUCAGGGUGGAUCUCUGCGCUACAGUACAGUCAGACUUCUGAGGUUGAAGGGGCAAUCUGUGCAAAGGUGCCAGGUCUCCCGCCAGGGAAGACCAUCAGGUGUCAGUUUUGUGGGCACUUGUCGAUGAGCCUUCCAAGCAGGCGAAGAUUCAGUCGUGGUGUCGCCAGGUCGUGUUUUGAGGCCGGGAUUCUGAUAAACUCGAUUCUCUUCAUCAACACCGGGCACAUGCGGACGUGCCGGACGAUCUCACCAGUCACGGGUAACCGUCGGUUUUUCACGUCGCCUUCGCCGUCACUCAUCCCAAGAUUCGCCAUCCACUCAGAAGGUGUCUCAUGCCUCUGUAGCGAAUCCUACUCUUCUUCCCGGAUCAUCCUUGCAGCGGGCGUCAUGACUGAAUGGAACCCUACCUCUAGUGGCCUUCACCCCGCUCGCGCAAGUGGUAGGAUCCAACCCGCGGCUGCCGGACUGCAGUAG